AGUAGUAAGACAGGGCCAGCCAGCCAUCGUCUCCAGCCGUCCUGCCGGACGGCCGUUUACACCCACCCUCUCGCCGUCGUCGCGCGGCGUCGUCGCGCUCACACCCACCUAACCCAACCCCCGCCCCCUGCUCCUCCUACUCCUCCUACUACUUACCACGCCAUGCGGCGACGACGACGACUUCCCCCUCCAAAUCCAAUGCAUCCCGUAGUAGGAGUAAUAGUAUAGCACCUUCUUCUCUUCUCUUCCUCCAGCCUCCGGAACAGGACGCGAUGCCCAAGCCCAACCGCCGACGGAAGCGCGGCGCUGACGACGAGGAUGCCGCCGAUGGCAAGAUCAACGAGAGGUCCGUCGCCACAGUGCUCACCUCCCUCGAUGUCAACGACGCCCCGCACCUCGAGCUCCCCCUCCUCCAGCUCAACGGCGACCGGCGCCACUCGGCGGACGAGGAGGUGACUGGAGGACGGUCGUCCACGGCGGCGGCCAGCGGUCAAAGCCCGCACCAGCAGCGCCGGCUCUGGGUCAAGGACCGGUCACGCGCCUGGUGGGAGCAGUGCAGCAGCGCCGACUACCCGGAGGCCGACUUCCGCGCCGCCUUCCGCAUGGGCCGCGCCACCUUCGCCAUGCUCUGCGAAGCGCUCGGCUCCGCCGUAGCCAAGGAGGACACCGCGCUCCGCCAAGCCAUCCCCGUCCGCCAGCGCGUCGCCGUCUGCGUCUGGCGCCUCGCCACGGGAGAGCCACUCCGCCUCGUCUCCAAGCGAUUCGGCCUCGGCAUCUCCACCUGCCACAAGCUCGUCCUCGAGGUCUGCGCCGCCAUCCGCAACCUCCUCAUGCCGCGAUUCAUCAGCUGGCCCGACGCCGGCGCCAGUGCCGAGUUCAAAGCCCGCUUCGAGGCAGACUCGGGCAUCCCCGGCGUCGUCGGCGCCAUCUACACCACCCACAUCCCCAUCAUCGCGCCCAAGGUCUCCGUCACAUCAUACUUCAACCGCCGCCACACCGAGCGCAACCACAAGACCUCCUACUCCAUCACCCUCCAGGGGGUCGUCGGCCCCGACGGCGCCUUCACCGACGUCUGCAUCGGCUGGCCGGGCUCCAUGCCGGACGACCAGGUCCUCGACAGGUCCGCCCUGCAGCAGCGCGCCUCCGCCGGCAUGAUGGCUGGGUCCUGGGUCGUCGGCGGCGCCAGCUUCCCGCUCACCGACUGGGUGCUCGUCCCCUACGCGCACCAGAACCUGACGUGGGCGCAGCACGCGUUGAACGAGAAGGUCGCGGACCUCCGGCGCGUGGCCGUGGACGCCUUCGCGCGGCUCAAGGGGCGGUGGGCAUGCCUGCAGAAGCGCACCGAGGUGAAGCUGCAGGACCUCCCCGUCGUGCUCGGCGCCUGCUGCGUGCUGCACAACAUCUGCGAGUCCCGCGGGGAGGAGAUGGAGCCGGGCCUCCGGUGCGAGCUCGACGACGACGAGACGGUGCCGGAGAGCCCCGUGCGGUCCGAGAGCGCGAGCAAGGCCAGGGACGACAUCGCACACAACCUCCUCCAUAGCGGCCUCGCCGGCACCAAAUUCUUGUGAAUUCUGAUUGGUGGGCCCUCUACCCGAUUGCGAUUGGAUCCCUCCUCGCUCUGGAAUGGAUCGACACCUGGAGCUGGAGCUGGAGCUG
Molecule: messenger RNA, 1656 nt
Organism: Phragmites australis (common reed)
Lineage: Eukaryota; Viridiplantae; Streptophyta; Magnoliopsida; Poales; Poaceae
Product: protein ALP1-like
Exons: 2
Coding region: 273-1568 (431 amino acids)
Source: RefSeq, a predicted model, not a curated record